AGUCAACCUCUAUUGACAUGAAGGCCCGUGUGUAUAUCAUGCAUAAGGUUACUCCAGCUGCUAUUUUAUACGUUUUUCACUCUCAAACUGUCUAGGAUGACCUUGACUGAAUCCAAUCCUUGUUGUCUCAAUCAGGCUACAAAUCUUCUUGAGAUCCUUAUCGAGCGACGCCAGCCAGUUUAAGCUCAACGACCAUAUGAUGGCAUGACCUCGCAGAAGCGGCAGAACCUCUUCAUCCAAAUACACAGACGACUGAUCGAUGCUUUCAUCCAUCACUACGCUACUUCUUGUCGCAUCGGUUGCAUCGCAAGCCGUGAUCCUCCCAAACUGCGCACAAACAUGCAUCGUCAACUCAAUGAUCCUCUCUUCCUGCAACGGCAACGCAAGAUGUUUAUGUCAAGAUCAAAAUUACAUCACAGCCGUCGCACGCUGCAUCGUCCCGGUGUGCUCGCAACAAGAUCAAGAUAGAGCAGCGACGUAUGUGAGCAGUACGCUCUGCUCUGCCGCCUUUGGCAUCAAUAACGCGGCACAAAUUCAACAGGCAAUCGGCAAUGCUCGUGUUCAGCAAGGUGCUGCGAACCAAGCUGCUACUGCCGUGGGAAAUCAAGCCGUCACUGCGACAACAGCGACCGCAACCUCGCCAACCGCAAGGAGUAGCGCUGCAAGUGCACCAGGUUCAGGAGCAUCCAAGACAAGCUCUCUGGUCUCUGGAACGGUAAGAAGUAGUGUUGCUGUCACGACACGGGCAAGCGCAAGCGCAACUGCAACAUCGCCUGUGAGUUCAGGACUGAGCCUGGCGCUGCCAUCCUGGCUUUUAGCUCUUCCUGCAUUGCUUCUAGUACUAUAGACGCCCUACAGCGCUCGAAUAGACCAGAUUCGCAUUAGUAAGUAUCCGAUGACAAG
This is a messenger RNA of Protomyces lactucae-debilis, 903 nucleotides long. RefSeq lists its product as uncharacterized. Bases 260 to 847 code for a protein of 195 amino acids. The record is from RefSeq and is a predicted model, not a curated record. The transcript has a single exon. NCBI's taxonomy places the organism in Eukaryota, Fungi, Ascomycota, Taphrinomycetes, Taphrinales, Protomycetaceae.